This is a messenger RNA of Diaporthe amygdali, 285 nucleotides long. RefSeq lists its product as uncharacterized. The transcript is spliced from 2 exons. Bases 1 to 285 code for a protein of 94 amino acids. Lineage: Eukaryota; Fungi; Ascomycota; Sordariomycetes; Diaporthales; Diaporthaceae. The record is from RefSeq and is a predicted model, not a curated record.
AUGCGUUUCACUCUGGCCCUCGCUGCCCUGGUGGCAGUCACCUCUGCCCUCCCCUCCGCCCCGCAGCCCGUGAGCAAGCACGCCCUGACGACGCGUCAGGACUUUGCCGAGGACGACUUUGAGAUCGAGGCCGAGCCAGACGAGAAGAAGCGAGCGGUCGGCUGGCCCGAGGAUGACUUCGAGAUCGGCGUCCCGGCCGCGUUGAGGUUCAAGGACAAGAAGGCGCGCGACACGGACGGCUUCCCCGAGGACGACUUUGAUAUCACCCCGGAGGACGAUGAAUAA